GAGAGAAAUAUAUAUACAGUAUACACACACUCACACAGAUAGAUGUAGAGAGAGAAAAAUGGACAUAAUCACGGUUUCUCUUGCCCUGGAAAUGGAAAAUAGAGGGUCGACUCCGAGCGAAAGUCCCGCGCUUUCUGCAUAGGAAUUUUUAAUAUCCAUGUUUGAUCCUGUAAUUUCAACAUCUUCAGAUCUUCUUUACCUAAUUCAUACAUGUAUAGUUAUCUACUCACUAUAAUUACCUUCCUAUUCUGUGUCACACUCACUUCGCUUUCUAUAUCUAUAUAUAUAUACUCCUCUCUCUCUCUCUCUCUCUCUCUCUAAACAGUCUGACUGAAUUCUUUUCAUUCUCUUCUUUUAACGUUUUCUCUCUCUCCACAGCGAUAAUCUUUAGAUCCGUACGGGGAGUGAUUUGGACCGCAAGAUGCUUGGACUGUGAAGUUUGACCAAGUCGCGAUCAGAGUCGGGGAGAGGGGGAGUGCGUCGUAACUAAGCUCGAUGGGGCAGUGCUACGGCAAGACCAUUCCUACCGGCGACUACGACGGGACAACAAUCACCACCACUGUGGCCAACGAUGACGGCCGAGCUGGCGAUAGAUCGCCGCCGAAUCCAUCGGGGACUUCCGCUAAUAACGGCGUCGUUAACACCCCAGCGGUGAAGAACACACCGGCUCGAUCGUCGGUGGCGAGUCCGUCGCAGAGUCCUUACCCUCAUGGCGCGCCGAGUCCGUAUCCGGUGGGAGUGUCUCCAUCUCCGGCGAGGGCGACACCGAGGAGGUUCUUCAAGCGGCCGUUCCCACCGCCCUCGCCGGCGAAGCACAUCAAGGCUUCGCUUGCGAGGCGGUUCGGCCAUGCGAAGUCGAAGGAGGGACCGAUUCCCGAGGACGGUACUAUGGAGUCGGAUCAAUCGCUCGAUAAGAAUUUCGGCUAUAAUAAGAAUUUUGGUGCAAAGUAUGAAUUGGGGAAAGAGGUCGGCAGGGGGCAUUUUGGUCAUACGUGCUAUGCGAGGGGCAAAAAAGGGGAGCUAAGGGACCAACCUGUUGCUGUCAAGAUCAUCUCCAAAUCGAAGAUGACAACAGCGAUAUCAAUUGAAGACGUUCGUAGAGAAGUAAAAAUAUUGAAAGCUCUGUCAGGGCAUAAGCAUCUGGUCAGAUUUUAUGAUGCAUGUGAGGAUGUGAAUAACGUUUACAUAGUCAUGGAAUUAUGUGAAGGUGGUGAACUACUCGACAAAAUAUUGUCAAGAGGCGGAAAAUACACGGAAGAAGAUGCUAAACUUAUUGUUGUACAAAUAUUAAGUGUGGUUGCAUUUUGUCAUCUUCAAGGUGUUGUGCACCGUGACUUAAAACCUGAGAAUUUCCUAUUCACCUCCAGAGAUGAAAAUGCUGAUAUGAGGCUUAUUGAUUUUGGUCUUUCCGACUUCAUCAAACCAGAUGAAAGACUUAAUGACAUUGUUGGAAGUGCAUACUAUGUGGCUCCAGAAGUCCUUCAUAGAUCUUAUAGUUCUGAAGCAGAUAUUUGGAGUAUAGGUGUUAUCACCUAUAUCUUGUUAUGUGGAAGCAGACCCUUCUGGGCAAGAACAGAAUCAGGCAUUUUUCGAGCUGUGCUAAGAGCUGAACCAAACUUUGAUGAUUUACCUUGGCCUUCUGUGUCGCCGGAAGCAAAGGACUUUGUGAAGAGGCUCCUGAACAAGGAUUACAGGAAAAGGAUGACUGCCGCUCAAGCCCUGACACACCCAUGGUUGCGGGGUCAAAGUGAGACUAUUCCUUUGGAUAUAUUGAUCUAUAAAUUAGUCAAGUCAUACCUUCAUGCUACACCUUUCAAACGUGCAGCCCUAAAGGCUCUCUCAAAAGCGUUAACAGAGGAUGAGUUGGCUUAUCUUAGAGCUCAGUUCAUGCUCUUGGAACCUAAUAGAGAUGGGCGUCUCUCUCUUGAUCAUUUCAGAAUGGCCCUUGCACGAAAUGCAACUGAUUCAAUGAAGGAGUCCAGGGUUCCUGAUAUUCUAAAUGCGAUGGCACCGCUCUCCUAUCGAAAGAUGGACUUUGAAGAGUUUUGUGCAGGUGCAAUUAGCACAUAUCAACUUGAGGCACUUGAACAAUGGGAGCAGAUUGCAUCUACAGCGUUUGAGCAUUUUGAACAGGAGGGUAAUCGAGUGAUUUCUGUGGAAGAAUUGGCUCGGGAAUUGAAUAUAGGCCCAACAGCUCAUUCAAUCCUCAGAGACUGGAUCAGGAGCUCUGAUAGAAAGCUUAGUUUACUUGGUUAUACGAAAUUUUUGCAUGGCGUGACACUUCGCAGCACACAUACAAGACAACAGUAGGGUUUUUUUUUUUUUUUUUUGUAGCCUUUGAUAGAAUGAUAGCAGUUCAAAUUCAUUGCAUUCAAGGAUUGGGAACAAAUUUUCUUUUAUUUUUCUUCCCCCACCGCCUGGGGUGGGAAAAGGAAAAUGUGUACAAAUGAAUAUAAAAUCUGAGUCAGCCGGAAAUUUGUUUUGGGGAAAUUCUAGUUGAAGAAUUUUCUCAAUGCUCAUUUUCUUUGCACAUUCUAAAUUUAUUUGGGGUUAUCAAAAUUUUAAUUUUA
This is a messenger RNA of Cornus florida, 2570 nucleotides long. RefSeq names its product CDPK-related kinase 3-like. Gene Ontology annotation, cellular component: nucleus; cytoplasm. The transcript has 11 exons. Gene Ontology annotation, molecular function: calmodulin binding; calcium-dependent protein serine/threonine kinase activity; calcium ion binding. Bases 496 to 2310 code for a protein of 604 amino acids. Gene Ontology annotation, biological process: intracellular signal transduction; peptidyl-serine phosphorylation; protein autophosphorylation. NCBI's taxonomy places the organism in Eukaryota, Viridiplantae, Streptophyta, Magnoliopsida, Cornales, Cornaceae. The record is from RefSeq and is a predicted model, not a curated record.